This is a messenger RNA of Labrus bergylta (ballan wrasse), 1844 nucleotides long. RefSeq names its product cathepsin S, ortholog 1 (gene ctss1). The record is from RefSeq and is a predicted model, not a curated record. Lineage: Eukaryota; Metazoa; Chordata; Actinopteri; Labriformes; Labridae. Gene Ontology annotation, cellular component: lysosome. Gene Ontology annotation, biological process: immune response; positive regulation of apoptotic signaling pathway; positive regulation of peptidase activity. Gene Ontology annotation, molecular function: cysteine-type endopeptidase activity; cysteine-type endopeptidase activator activity involved in apoptotic process.
UAGAUUCACAUGACAAGCCUGUGAGUAGAUGCUCUGUAAAACAGAGAACAAAAAUGAGCAGUGUGUGUGAGGAGAAACUUCUGUAAACUUCCUCUUUUAAGUGUGAAGGGUUUUUUUGGCUCGCUAACAUUUAUGCACUUUUCUUAACGGAACAUUACCCUGCUGAUCAUUCUGCAACAAGGAUGCACACUCUGUGUGCCAUGUUGCUUCUGGUCUCCCUGGAUCUCAGCCACUCUUCUUCUACUGCCUUACGUAAAUUGUGGGAAGAUUGGACAGUAAAACAUCACAAGGUGUAUGAUAAUCAGACUGAGGUCGUUUUCAGGAGAGCGGUUUGGGAGAAGAACGUGCUGUUAGUGUUGAGGCACAAUCAGGAGGCCUCAGCAGGGAAACACAGUUUCAGGAUGGGACUCAAUCAUCUGGCUGACAUGACAGCUGAGGAGAUCAAUGAGAAACUGAAUGGUCUGAAGCUGGAAGAUCCAUCAAACUUCAGAAACGGCUCUUUAAAGGAAGUCAGCAGCGUAUCGAUACCUCAGAGUGUGGACUGGAGGAAGAGCGGCCUGGUCAGUCCGGUCCAGAACCAGGGGAUGUGUGGGUCAUGCUGGGCCUUCAGCUCUGUGGGGGCUCUGGAGGGUCAGAUGAAGAAGCGGACAGGAGUUCUGGUUCCUCUGAGUCCACAGAACCUGGUGGACUGCAGUUUCGUGGAUGGAAACCGUGGCUGCAGAGGAGGAUUCAUCUCUAAAGCCUUCGGAUACAUCAUCCGCAACCAAGGGAUCGACUCAGAGAGCUUCUACCCGUACGAACACCAGAAUGGGAAGUGUCGUUAUUCCGUCACAGGAAAAGCCGGUUACUGCUCUGAUUUCCACAUCCUCCCAUAUGGAGAUGAGAAGACUCUGAAGGCCGUCGUGGCAUCAGUCGGUCCAGUGUCUGUGGCUGUGAACGCCAUGCUGAAAUCUUUUCAUCUCUAUAGAGGAGGUUUGUACAACGUUCCCAGCUGCAAUCCCCGCUUGACCAAUCACGCCGUGCUGGUCGUGGGCUACGGCAGAGACCAAGGACAGGACUUCUGGCUUGUGAAAAACAGUUGGGGAACCACGUGGGGAGAAGACGGCUUCAUUCGGAUCGCCAGAAACAAGAAGAAUCUCUGUGGCAUUGCCAGCUUUGCAGUCUACCCCACGCUGUGAAAAUGUCACCUGUGUCCUUCAUUAUCAGAGCAGGACUUAAGUUAUUUUGUUUACCGGGGGGGGGGGGGCAGUUUGUUGUCAUGUUUAACAGUGGUCAUGUUUAAGCUAUACUACAAUUAAAAACUAAGCCAAAAAGAGUUUUCAGUGUCAUUCAGUAAAUUACUUUACUAGUCUAAAUAACUUUGAAUGUUUAAGUAAUCGAUUAAAAAAUGUCUGUAAAGAAAGAACAGAGACUGUGUCCCUUUAAAAAUGUUUUGGUCACAUAACUGAACUGAGAGCCUGUAAUGUUAUUAUAUAACAGGAUACAAUACGAUUAAGAGAUAUCAGCCUGACAAUGUUUUUUAUCUAUAAGAAAUAUAAGAAUCACGUCAUGUUCACUUAUGUAUCUCGUAGUCAUCCUUUGUCCAAGGAGUUGAAGUUGCUGCCAUCUGGCUGCAGAUUCAGCCUGCCGGCAUGUAGGGCAAGCAGACUGAGAAACUAAUUUGUCCCUGCUCUCAUCGCCUUUUUAAAUGAAUAAUGGUGUUGCUUUUCAUCUGUGUUUUUUAUCUAUUGUAAUGAAUGAAUUGUCCUUUCUUAUAUGGUAUGCUGAUUGCUGGCUGUAUCUUACUGCUGACUGCAAAACAAAUUGCCCUCUCACAACAAUAAUAAAGACAACCUUGACCCUCA